This is a messenger RNA of Rhododendron vialii, 3243 nucleotides long. RefSeq lists its product as uncharacterized. NCBI's taxonomy places the organism in Eukaryota, Viridiplantae, Streptophyta, Magnoliopsida, Ericales, Ericaceae. Gene Ontology annotation, molecular function: DNA binding; protein binding. The transcript has 10 exons. The coding region runs from base 1380 to 3092 and encodes 570 amino acids. The record is from RefSeq and is a predicted model, not a curated record.
GAAGCCCAGUCCAAUAGAUCGAUAAAAUUAUGUAUACAUCGAAACAUAUGUAUACUACCUAGCUCAACCACCAAAUAGACCCCACUGAACCAUAUCUCAAAAUUAUCUUCCUCGCAGCCAAGUGCCAACGUCCUCGGAGACCGGAGUCCCGUCGCCGGCGUUCAAGUCCGCUUGACGUGUUCCUUGCUGAACUUGGUGGCGGAAGAGAAUCGGACCGGCGGCGUCGGCGAGGGCGAGGCCGGCGUUUCAGAGACAGAUGUUGAGGGCCGGCGUUCAACUCUCUCCCUUGAUUUGUGUGUUUCUUCUGUCUUAUGACGAUGACGAUCAGGCCAAGAGGAGGCACCGCUUCAACCAACUUCGGUGAUCAACAGCCUCCGACGCGGGGGAUCUAUCACCUCCGACGCCAACACAGAUCUUCAGCAAGCCUGUCUACAUCAGUUAACACUGUCGUUAGCCACCACAAACCUGAGAUUUGCUUAUUUGGUUAGUGGCUGAUAGGGCAGUUUCUUAUUAGGCAGUCUGAUUUGAAGGCGAGUGUAGCAUGAGGCGUAUGCUGUACAUGAGUUAGUUGAACUAGAUCCAAUAUUAGGGUUUUCUAACCUGAGACCCGUGGGCUAGAUUGGAAAGCUGUUGGUUGAUGCCGUCAGAAGAUAGUUCGUAGUUCAUAGUUAGUAUUUGUUCAAACAAUCUUUCCUUUUGUGGCUUCUGUUGAGGGCCAUUUAAAGUGUUAAGUGGAGGGGCUUAAUUAGAGUUUUGUACAUGUCAAGCUUCAGAUGAACGUUAAUUUUUUCUCUACUGCAGCAAGAUAUUACCACAUUUGGUAUGAUGCAGCAAAUAAUUAGUUUUAUGGGAAGUCCUAAGGCCUGUUAUUUAGAAUGGAUGUGAAAGGUUCAGUGUUUCUGGCCGGUGGAACCCUAACAAAAAGGUUUUUCAUAAGUUCAUUUUCCAUAAUGGUGCAUACUCCGCCAGCUGAUCUCUAUGCUGAACCGUUACAGUUAUUGCAUACAUGUAAUGCUCUUAAGAGGGUGUGAGAGAAUUUGUUAAGUUUUGAGGGAGAAAGUACUCUUGUAGCAGCAUUGUGGAAAAGUAGUAUUUCUUUGUCACCAAAUUCUGUUUUGGGUAUUCAGUGCUUGCGUAAAAGAAAGAAGACGGGGGAGGGGAAUGAAUUAGCUUGGUGGUAGUCAUAGUUCUCCUAUAGUUCCCUCUGCACUGCACUUAAGACAGGGUAAUAAACUCAUCCAAACACCUUAGGUCACUUGGAAGGGAAGAAUUACCCGUGUGGAGUUUUGGCUGAUGCCUAUGUGAACAAGUGCAAGGACAAAAGGGGCACCCAUUCACUUUGUCGACAAUAUCAACUGCUAGUAUUUGGUCCCGGCGCUAUGGAUGGUGGAGUGGACGAUAUGCCAUCUUUUUGGAUGGAGGAAUCAGAGGAGCUGCUCUACGUUCCUAUGAAAAUGAAGAGAAAGUCCAGAACAAAGAAAAUGGAGUUUGUUGGGUGGGGAUCUAAGCCUCUGAUUGAAUUCCUUGAAUCAAUUGGUAGAGACAGCAGCAAACCGAGAUCUCAAUAUGAGGUCACUUCCAUCAUCAAUGAAUAUGUUAACACAAAUAACCUUAUUCAUCCUCAAAAAAAGAAGAGAGUUCAGUGUGAUGAGAGGCUCCAUUAUCUUUUUGGAAAGAAAUCACUGGUGCGAAUUAAAAUAUAUGAUCUGCUGGAGGCACACUUUGCUGAUAACCAAGAUGAAUCAGAUGGUGAGUUCUUCUACAGUUCAGAGGAGAACGAUGAAAACAUGAUGACGGUUCGUGAACAACAAAAAGCCUCAGUGACAGACAGGAAAAAUCUUCAUCCAAGGAAAAAGGUUAUAGAAACGCCAAAAAGCUGUUUCGCAGCUACAAUUUUGGCAAAUAUAAAGCUUGUGUAUUUGAAAAGGAGCUUAGUUCAGGAUCUUCUGAAGGACCCUGAAACUUUUGAAGGUAAAUUAGUAGGAAGCUUUGUGAGGGUCAAAUGUGAUCCAAAUGACUUGUUUCAGAAAAACUCACACCAACUUCUGCAAGUUACAGGUGUGAGAAAAGCGUCUGGAGCUGACAAUUCUUGCACCAACAUUCUCCUUCAAGUUUCCGAUAUGAUGAAAGAAAUUUGCAUUUCCAUGUUGUCAGAUGAUAACUUCUCUGAGGAAGAAUGUGAGGAUUUGCGUCAGAGAGUAAAAAGUGGAUCCCUCAAGAGGCCUACUGUUGUGGAGUUUCAGCAGAAAGCCCAAAUCUUGCAUGAAGAUAUCACGAAGCAUUGGCUGGUGAGAGAGCUCAACUUGUUGCAAAAUCUCAUUGAUCGAGCCAAUGAGAAGGGAUGGCGCAAAGAAUUAGACGAGUACCUUAAAAAAAAGCAGCUACUUCAGACGCCAUCUGAACAGUCAAGACUAUUGCUUGAAAUUCCAAAUGUAAUUGCAGAUGAAGUAGAGGAGGAAGCUAGACUGCAGGAGGGAACUAAUGCCUCCCCAAAAUCAAUUUUUUGGGAGGCAAUAGAAAUUUCUAGUCAUGAUUUAGAAACAAAUCAGAUUCUGUCAACCCAAAACUCUGACAGUGCUGAUGCAGCAGCUUCAGGGUCCACAGAUGUGGCCACUGCGUCCGCAGUUACUCUCUGUGAUUCACCUCAAGCCAGAGAAGAAAACAGAUAUUUCAGCAGUGGAGGUGUAUCUAACAGAAAGCAAGAAGAUGAUCUGCCUGCUCAAUUUUUCGAACAACAGACGAUACAUCACAGAAAGUUGGAAGAAUCAAAGAAAGCUGGCAGAAUGGUUGAUAAGCAGAUUGUGGCUACUCAGGUGAUAGAAGUACUUGACGAUGAUAGUGAGGAAGGUGAAGACCACCCUGGUUGUGGAGACCUGAGUCUCAAUGAUGAGCACCCUGGUAGAAUGAUAUGGCACUAUAAGGAUCCCAGGGGAAUUGUGCAGGGGCCCUUUUCGGUGGAAUCACUGAAAUGUUGGAGGGAUGCUAACUACUUCCCUCCAGAAUUCAAGGUUUGGAAGAUAGGUCAAAGGCAAGAUGAAGCAGUCUUACUGACUGACGUGCUUCUCCGGAUGUUUUCCAAUUCAGUUGAGUGACCCAUACAUUUCAGGAUUCAAUAAUCCCAACUGUUGAGUGUUCUUUGAAAGUUGUAUUGUGCAUUUGGUCCGAAUUGAAUUCGCCAAGAAUUUCUGGUUGCAAAGGUUGGAUCCUCAAAAUUGCUUGUGUAAUCUAAAUUCGUUGUUUCAA